UGUUCGCGUCGGUUGUGGCACGUGUGGCGGUUCAUUCUGAUUUUAAACUGGCUUUUUCACGUGAGCUGUGAGUGAUUUGUCAUGAGUGCAGUGCCCAGUGUUUUUUUGCCAAAUGUUAUAUACUGCGCGCAUAUUCAUGGUGAAUGUGCUGCCACUAAGCGGUGAAUAGCAGAAUUUAUUUUUGUGUGCUUUCUCUGGAUUAAAGUGACUAGGAGUGAGAGUAUUCUGUUGAAAUGUUUGCCUAAUUUUUGGUAUACUCACAUGUGAAUAUAAUGUUACAAGUUAUGGGUGUUUGAUUUAAAUGCGUUAAAUUGGACAACGGUAGCUACAUGUAGUGAAUGUAUCGAUUAUUUGCGCAACUUUAGAAGAAUUAGUCAUACACAUUUAAGAUUCCGUGAAAACAAACUGAAUUUGCUUCGAAUAACUCGAAAACUGGAUAAGCUGAAAGCAUGGAACGAUUGUAAAUUGUGAACUAUCUAUUGUGGAUAUAACUUCCUUCUCAGAUAUUGGGGUGCUAACGACACAAAUAACGGAAACCGUAAUUCCACAAAAGCCUCGGAGAAACACACGCUUCAAAAUUUUAACGGAAAACACCAAAACGCCCCCCAGGGCUGUCGCACUGGCGUCUUAUCUGGGGGAAGGAUUCUCGGCAGUAGGUGCUCGAGCACCACCAGCAAAAGAUCUAAUGGCGUUUGGUUCAGUAUUGCAACACAACCAACACAACAUAGGUCGAGGCGAGCCGCCAUCCGGGGUCGCGGACCCAUGCGCCGGAUGUAACAAGCCAAUCCUAGACAAAUUCCUGCUGAACGUACUGGAGCGGGGCUGGCAUGCGGCGUGUGUUCGGUGUUGCGAGUGUCACCAGCCCCUCUCGGACAAGUGCUUCAGUAGAGAAUCGAAGCUCUACUGUAGGAAUGACUUUUUUAGACGGUACGGUACAAAGUGCAGUGGUUGUGGUCAAGGCAUUGCGCCAUCGGAUCUAGUGCGAAAACCGCGUGAUAAAGUGUUUCAUUUAAAUUGUUUUACGUGUUGUAUCUGUAGAAAACAGUUGAGCACCGGUGAACAGCUGUACGUUUUAGAUGACAAUAAAUUUAUCUGCAAAGAUGACUAUCUACUUGGGAAAGGACAUCAUCCAUCAUCGUUGACAGAUUCCCUGAUGGGUUCGGGAUCCGAAGAUGAAGAUGAGGAUGAACAUAUAAGGCCUGGCUUAGGACUAGGACCUCUUGGACCAAGUGAUGGACCUCUCGGUGCUUCGGAUCUGUCAGUGCAAAGUAUGAGUACAGAUAGUAAAACAGGGCAUGACGAUAGUGAUCAGGGGUCAUUAGACGGAGAUCCGGACUGUCGGGGGGACUCGCAGGCUGAAAAUAAAAGUCCUGACGAUGGUGCUGGCUCAAAACGAAGGGGUCCCCGAACAACAAUUAAGGCCAAACAGUUAGAAGUGUUAAAAACUGCAUUUAGUCAAACUCCUAAACCAACGCGACACAUCAGGGAACAGUUAGCUAAGGAAACGGGUCUACCGAUGCGAGUGAUACAGGUUUGGUUUCAAAACAAACGUUCGAAAGAGCGAAGAUUGAAGCAGCUUACUAGUAUGGGCCGGGGGCCUUUCUUCGGGGGUGCUCGAAAGAUGCGUGGUUUCCCGAUGAAUCUGUCUCCCGGAGGGCUGGAUGAACCAGGAUUUCCGUAUUUUGCUGCCGACGGAAAAUUCGACUUUGGCUACGGUGGUCCACCAUUCCAUCCCCACGACGCGCCAUUCUUUCCCGGUCAUCCUGGUGCUGGACCUAUGCCUUUUAAUGCUCCGGGAGGACCAAUGGACCACUCCGGACCGAUCCCCAUGGUGAACGAUUUCGGCGGUAUGACACCGGACACAAACUUCCUCGGCCAGCCAAAUGGCCCUCCUGGAAAUGCCGGAGCCGGAGGUGCAUCUGAGAAUAUGAUCGGUGGUCCACGUCCCGGAAGCCCUGAAUUCAUGACCUCCGGAAACUUCUCUGAACCUCAGAACAUGCAAAACGAAGGACUAGUUUGGUAAAAAUUACUGAAUUUUUUUAGCAUUAUUAAGUGAUAGUUAAUUUAUAAGUAAUUUAUUUGUUUUUGUUAACUAUUUCCUAAUGGAUCUGAUUUGAAACAAGAAGAAGCGACAGAUUUAUUAUGUUAAAAUUCAUAGACGCCUGCAUUUUGUAUAUAUGGUUGCAAUUGGACCCUCAUAUCACGACUACUAAUAUUGUUUGUUUUUUUGGUUUGUUUUCUGCUUUUGAUGUUUUGCUUCAAGCAUAAAAUCGAUCGCGUUAAACAUGCUGGCGUCGGAAAGUAUUUAUACAUGUAUCCAUACGAGUUAUUCUCUGCACUUUGUUAAGUGCUUGUUUAGUUGUUUUCGGUCGUAAAAUUAAAUUUCCCUUCAAUAUUGUUUGCAUAAUACAUCACGUAAAAUGCUAAAAAAUUAACAAAACGAGACUAAAAAUAUCAAACGAAGGCUUAUACAGAUCUGGCAUGUACAGUAUGGUUGCAAAUGUCACAUCACCCAGCAUAAUGAUAUGACAUCACACUGUUGUGACCGUAUACAAAUACUGGUUUUAAAUAACUGACGUCAUACGUGCAGCAAAAUAGAACGAUUAAAGGAAUAGUAAUUUUCAAACAUAAUUUCUGAUGUGAGUUCAACAUUGAAUCAAUAUAGGGCAAACAAACCUUGAAUUUUUCCUGCUUCUUGCAGUUUGUGUAGGAGAGCAUUUUGACACAACCAGUAUGUUAGAUGGAAAGUAUUAAAUUAUUGUAAGAUUGCAACGGUUGUUGUUUUUGUUAUCUGCUACAGUUUGUGUUUCAACCGCAAACCUUUUUCGAAAAUCUAAUGAAUGACAAGAUCUGAUAUGAUCAACACCUGGAUUAUUCGAAUUCUAUAAAAAUAUGUACUGCAUUUGACCUUUACAUAUCUUCGAAUUUUUUGGACGCCAGAAACAGCAGAAAAUGAAAGUAUAAUCAUAUACUGCAACCGAUUCCUCAAUGUUUCAUACUGAAAAGAUUUCAAUCACCAAAUAACUCGCUCACUUUCGAUGGUGAAAAUAGCAACAGAAAUUCAAUCAUCGAUAUUUUUGAAUCAGAUUCAAUUUUAUACACAUUAAACAAUGAACUAAACCGAAACUAAGUGAGCAACACAGACACAUCAGUGUUUUAUAGUGAAACAAUUUUAUAUAAAACACUUGUUGUUUUCUCUCAUUUUACUUUCAGACAUGCCUGGAAUUUCCUUAACUGUUUUUUAAAGAUCUAAAGUUCAAGGUCAAAAUUAAUCUUAUAUACAAAAAGUUGGAAUACAACAAGUCAAUAGAAGAACACAAGCAAAAGCAGACCCAAAAAUAAACAUAACAAAAAAUCAUCUAUAAACUCCUCAAAGUAUUAUCGAAACACAUUUCAUACUUUCAACCAAAUGUUUUCUUUGGUUCAUCAAAAUUAAUGGUUAUUUGUAAAUAGUAUUUUAGCGUUGCGCCUUUUUACACGCAUGUAAAAACGUCCCUAGCUUAGGAACCAGACCGAAACCCAGAAAUAUUAGCAACAGUGAGAACGAGUCUGAGAAAUUUGAAACCAAUUUGAUGUGAAUGAGACGCGCAACGGAAACAGACGAAUGAACAAGUAGUUAAAUUUUAGAUAAAUCUCAAGCGAAUUCGUAACAAGUGUUAACCCAAAAAUUGUACAGAUUGAAAAGCUUGAUGGGAUAAACGCAGAAUCAUUCAAACAGAAAAUCAGUUUUCCUUCUUCUUCAUUUUGUUAUUGGAGGGUGUAAAUCAUUAUCGAUUAUUCGGACAAAGAAACGAACUAAUAGGGAGACGAGAAACCAAGGUGUACUUGUAAAUGUAAAAUAUUGCAAAGGGUUGUAAAUAAAUGUUGGAACAGGAGAUAACAAUAAGCGGAAUCUUAGUAAUGAAUGAGCAGUGCUGAUAAAUUAGAGUAUCAAGCAGUGACAAACAAUAAACAGUGGCAGAGCAUAAGAAUGGAAAAAACAUUGUGUUAAUAUUUAUAGGAAAGAUAUGAAAAUAAAACAAUGAUUUAAAUUAA
Malaya genurostris is the source of this 4035-nucleotide messenger RNA. It is a transcript of the gene Lim1, whose product is annotated as LIM/homeobox protein Lhx5. Lineage: Eukaryota; Metazoa; Arthropoda; Insecta; Diptera; Culicidae. The record is from RefSeq and is a predicted model, not a curated record. Gene Ontology annotation, biological process: neuron differentiation; regulation of transcription by RNA polymerase II. Bases 686 to 2023 code for a protein of 445 amino acids. The transcript has 6 exons. Gene Ontology annotation, molecular function: DNA-binding transcription factor activity, RNA polymerase II-specific; RNA polymerase II transcription regulatory region sequence-specific DNA binding. Gene Ontology annotation, cellular component: nucleus.